AUGGGUGCGGUCAAGGAUUUCAUGCAGACAGUCAAUUUCUGUCGGCACGUUUUGGGGAUGUCGGGUGGCGACGCUCUGACGACCCCAUGGAUUUCGGGCAUUGUGCGCGGAGCUCAGUUCGUAUGCAAGGAACGCAAGCAAAGCCGUGUGCUGACUGUGCAAGAGGUCUUGACUCUGGAAUGCAUUCUGAUCGAUGGAAGGUUCAGCCUGACAGACAGGUAUGGAGCGGGCUGUAUUCUUUUCUUGCUCUACAGCAGAGCACGUGUGUCAGAUGUGCGGAACGUGAGCUCUCACUUCGCGGAUAUAGUCGAGGGCUCGGCCAGAGCUGGCUUCAUUGAGGAAGUGGGCUUCAAGGCUGGUGGAGACAUGUGCCGGGUCUUUUCCGGAGGGUUUCACAGCGCAUGGCAUCAAAGCUACGCCUUUAUCAUGGCUUGCGAAAUAUGGAAGAUAUUCCUUCCGGAUGCGACCCGCAGCGGCAUGAUUUCCUUGGACAAGGAUGCAGGGGCAGAGCGCUUGAGUAGUAACUCAUUGCCUCCCGACCAGGCCUCCGAGCGUCAUGAUGAACUCGAAGGUUUGACGGAUGAGCAAGAGCCGCAGGCGGUUUUUCAGGAGAAAUGUCGUGAGUUCAAGCUGCCGGCGGAUUCAAUGCAGGUGCUACAGAAGGUGACCAAGGAGAUCACUAUAGAUGCUCAUCAGCGCCUUCAAGUGAAAGACGGCAAGAGCAAGGUCACUUGUGAGACUCACUCGGAGCUUCUUCUGACGCAGGCGCUCUUGCGAAGGGCGCUGGCAUUGGACUUGACGGGUGGCGUCAGGCGGCUGGACGAUGGAUCGCUGCCGCUGGACGCCCAAUUUCCGAGCCUUCAGACGGACCCGCCACUUCAGAUGCAACCAA
This is a messenger RNA of Effrenium voratum, 892 nucleotides long. Lineage: Eukaryota; Dinophyceae; Suessiales; Symbiodiniaceae. The record is from the annotation of a GenBank genome assembly.